GCCCGCGGCAUUGGGUCCCGGGUGGGGCCGAGGCAGCGGGAGUCGCGGUUGCUCAGCGUGCACCUGAGACCCGACGCCCGGGGUCCUCGAAGCCGCGUCCGCCGCCGUCCCCGUCGCCAUGAACCGCUUCAGGGUGUCCAAGUUCCGGCACACCGAGGCUCGGCCGCCCCGCCGCGAGGCCUGGAUCAGUGACAUUCGAGCAGGAACCGCCCCUUCAUGCAGGAACCACAUCAAAUCAAGCUGCAGCUUGAUCGCCUUCAACUCCGACCGUCCUGGUGUACUGGGCAUUGUGCCUCUGCAAGGCCAAGGAGAGGACAAGCGACGCGUGGCCCACCUGGGCUGCCAUUCAGACCUAGUCACCGACUUGGACUUCUCGCCCUUUGAUGACUUCCUCCUGGCCACAGGCUCGGCUGACAGGACGGUAAAACUCUGGCGACUGCCAGGGCCUGGCCAGGCCCUGCCCUCAGCACCUGGGGUGGUGCUGGGCCCCGAGGACCUCCCAGUGGAGGUACUGCAGUUCCACCCCACCUCUGACGGCAUUCUGGUGAGCGCAGCAGGCACCACUGUGAAGGUCUGGGACGCAGCCAAGCAGCAGCCCCUGACAGAGCUGGCAGCCCAUGGGGACCUGGUGCAGAGCGCCGUCUGGAGCCGAGAUGGAGCCCUGGUGGGCACGGCGUGCAAGGACAAGCAGCUGCGGAUCUUUGACCCCAGAACAAAGCCGCAGGCCUCUCAGAGCAUGCAGGCCCAUGAGAACAGCAGGGAUAGCCGGCUGGCAUGGAUGGGCACCUGGGAGCACCUGGUGUCUACUGGAUUCAACCAGAUGCGUGAGCACGAAGUGAAGCUGUGGGACACGCGGUUCUUCUCCAGCGCCCUGGCCUCCCUCACCUUGGACACCUCGCUUGGGUGUCUCAUGCCUCUGCUGGACCCUGACUCUGGGCUCCUGGUCCUGGCAGGAAAGGGCGAGAGGCAGCUGUACUGUUACGAGGUGGUCCCACAGCAGCCGGCGCUGAGCCCAGUGACCCAGUGUGUCCUGGAGAGCGUGCUGCGGGGGGCUGCCCUUGUGCCCCGGCAGGCGCUGGCCGUCAUGAGCUGCGAGGUGCUCCGCGUCCUACAGCUGAGCGACACAGCCAUCGUGCCCAUCGGCUACCAUGUGCCCCGCAAGGCUGUGGAGUUCCACGAGGACCUGUUCCCGGACACUGCUGGCUGUGUGCCUGCCACCGACCCCCACAGCUGGUGGGCUGGGGACAAUCAGCAGGUGCAGAAGGUCAGCCUCAACCCCGCCUGCCGGCCCCACCCGAGCUUCACUUCCUGUCUGGUGCCCCCUAUGGAGCCCCUCCCUGACACAGCCCAGCCUGUGGUGAUGGAGACACCCGUGGGUGAUGCAGAUGCAAGCGAGGGUUUCUCUUCCCCUCCCAGUUCGCUGACCUCGCCCUCCACGCCCUCCAGCCUGGGGCCCUCACUCUCCAGCACCAGUGGCAUCGGGACCAGCCCCAGUUUGAGGUCGCUGCAGAGCCUGCUGGGCCCCAGUUCCAAGUUCCGCCAUGCUCAGGGCACUGUCCUGCACCGAGACAGCCACAUCACCAACCUCAAGGGGCUCAACCUCACCACACCUGGUGAGAGUGACGGCUUCUGUGCCAACAAGCUGCGUGUGGCCGUGCCGCUGCUCAGCAGCGGGGGACAGGUGGCUGUGCUUGAGCUACGGAAGCCUGGCCGCCUGCCUGACACGGCACUGCCCACGCUGCAGAAUGGGGCAGCUGUGACUGAUCUGGCCUGGGACCCCUUUGACCCCCAUCGCCUCGCUGUGGCUGGUGAGGACGCCAGGAUCCGACUGUGGCGGGUGCCCACAGAGGGCCUGGAAGAGGUGCUCACCACGCCAGAGACUGUGCUCACAGGCCACACAGAGAAGAUCUGCUCCCUGCGCUUCCACCCACUGGCAGCCGAUGUGCUGGCCUCGUCCUCCUAUGACCUCACUGUUCGCAUCUGGGACCUUCAGGCUGGAGCUGAUCGGCUGAAGCUGCAGGGCCACCAAGACCAGAUCUUCAGCCUGGCCUGGAGUCCUGAUGGGCAGCAGCUGGCCACUGUCUGCAAGGAUGGGCGUGUGCGGGUCUACAGGCCCCGGAGUGGCCCUGAGCCCCUGCAGGAAGGCCCAGGGCCCAAGGGAGGACGCGGAGCUCGCAUUGUCUGGGUAUGUGAUGGUCGCUGUCUGCUGGUGUCUGGCUUUGACAGCCAAAGUGAGCGCCAGCUGCUCCUAUAUGAAGCUGAGGCCCUGGCCGGCGGACCCUUGGCAGUGUUGGGCCUGGACGUGGCUCCCUCAACCCUGCUGCCCAGCUACGACCCAGACACUGGCCUGGUGCUCCUGACCGGCAAGGGCGACACCCGUGUAUUCCUGUACGAGCUGCUCCCCGAGUCCCCUUUCUUCCUGGAGUGCAACAGCUUCACGUCGCCCGACCCCCACAAGGGCCUCGUCCUCCUGCCUAAGACGGAGUGCGACGUGCGGGAAGUGGAGCUGAUGCGGUGCCUGCGGCUGCGCCAGUCCUCCCUGGAGCCUGUGGCCUUCCGGCUGCCCCGAGUCCGGAAAGAGUUCUUCCAGGAUGACGUGUUCCCAGACACGGCUGUGAGCUGGGAGCCUGUGCUCAGUGCCGAGGCCUGGCUGCAAGGCGCUAAUGGGCAGCCCUGGCUUCUCAGCCUGCAGCCUCCUGACAUGAGCCCAGUGAGCCAAGCCCCCCGAGAGGCCCCUGCUCGUCGGGCCCCAUCCUCAGCGCAGUACCUGGAAAAGAAGUCUGACCAGCAAAAGAAGGAGGAGCUGCUGAAUGCCAUGGUGGCAAAACUGGGGAACCGGGAGGACCCACUCCCCCAGGACUCCUUUGAAGGCGUGGACGAGGACGAGUGGGUGAGUAGUGAGUGGCCUCACUUCCCGGCAGGCAGCGCGGUCCCUCGCACAUGCCACGGUGCAUGCCUCCUCCCUUCCCAGGCCCUCCUGACUCCCUCCCACCUCUUGGUGUUUCGCCCCAGGACUAGCCUGCGCCCCCGUCACCUCCACCUCACCUGUGCUGCCACUUCCUAGUGCACACCUCACGGCUCAUCCUCAAGCUGGAAGAUACCUCUCUGGCCCCGGCACAUGUCACCCCUGCACUCCUGCCUUCCCGUGGGCACUUCCACAUCCUCUGGGCCUCUGGCAGUUCCCAGGGACUGUUUUCACCUCUGCUGUCUCUGGGGUCAGCUGCUGCUCAUCAGCUGCCCGCUAGCAUGUAGCCAGGGGUGCAGGGUGGCGGGGGGUCAGUAGCAUGUCCCUGGGCAGGCCCUGGGCACCCUGUCUCCGCUGGUCUCACUGCUGACCUGGGCUGGUCCCAGCCUGGAUUGGUCUCAUCCAGGAUCUUUGGUCACCCCACGCUGCGCCAUCUUGCCUGCUGUCCCAGUUCUGGUCAAGGGCCUUGGGGGCUGGCCCCCCACCAGGCCUUCUAGAGCAGCGCCAGUCUCAGGGCCCUGGGACCAGCUGCCCUACUUCCCAGGUUUGUAGCCAGGAGAAGGGGGCAUCACAGAGCUGAUGGUCCAAUAAGGGGGGUGUGAGCCCCGCAGGGACUGGCCCGCACCUGCCUUGGAUGUUUUCAGCAAUUAAACUUUUUUAAGCUGGCCA
Molecule: messenger RNA, 3634 nt
Organism: Gorilla gorilla gorilla (western lowland gorilla)
Lineage: Eukaryota; Metazoa; Chordata; Mammalia; Primates; Hominidae
Gene: CORO7
Product: coronin 7
Exons: 27
Coding region: 119-3064 (981 amino acids)
Molecular function (GO): protein binding
Source: RefSeq, a predicted model, not a curated record